AUGAGUAAAUGCAAUAUUAGGAAAAAGUGGGAUAUAUUGACCAAAUCGAAGUCCACAACAUUAUUUACCUUAAUAUCAACAGUCCAAGCAAUUGCAUUAGUAUAUUUACAAUCAAGUAUUUUCGCUCGUAAUAUUUAUGGGUGGUUUCAUCUUCAUCCGGAUUAUACAGAAGCCGAAAUAUUACACCAAAAUACGAUGCAAAUUUUCACGAUUGCAUUAACUAAUUUUUGCUACGCAGUUCUUGGAGUUGUCCAAUUACUUGAAGCCAGAGAAACAAGUAAUCGAGUUUUAAAUGAAUGCCCCACGAUAGUUAUGGAUCCUGAAUUUAUGAUACAUGAAGUUCCACAUAUUAUACUAACGACGGUUUUAGCAUGUAUCACGGGAUAUCUAUCAUUUAAGUUAUAUCAACAAUUUGGUUGGAACAUUUACCAAAAAAUUGGUACGGAUGUUAAAAUGCAAUCAAUAUAUAAAGCUCGUUUAAUUUUUGUAAUGUUAUUAAAACUUGACUUGUUGAUGAUGUUAUUAUUCAGUAUCUUAAUUAUACCUUAUUAUAUGGUUGAAUUUACUAGUACUGGUGCCUCCUAUAAAGGGAUAAUUUAUAUGGGUAUUACGUUUUUUGCUCUGGUGUUUUUAUUUGAAUCUGUGGCUUUUAAAGCGAUUGCGAAAGAAAAUAAAGGCGGAAUGCUUGCAUUUUUAUCAUUUUGGAUUCUUGUUAUGAUAACUUAUGUAUGGUUUUGUUAUAUCGGAUUUUCUUUGGCGUCCAUCUAUAAAUGGUAUAUUGGUUCGAUCUUUGGCGUUUCCUGUUUACUUAUGGGCAUGUUGACCUUUAUAAUUGGAAUAGUGGUUAUGAGAAAUUUCGGGAAAGGAUUAAAGGAACACCUUGAUAAGAUUGGAUUUAAUGAAAAUGAAGAAUUUUAUAAUAGCAAUGACAAACGUGAUAUAGAAGUUGGUAGUCGAAGAAAUAAAUGA
Funneliformis geosporum is the source of this 969-nucleotide messenger RNA. NCBI's taxonomy places the organism in Eukaryota, Fungi, Glomeromycota, Glomeromycetes, Glomerales, Glomeraceae. The record is from the annotation of a GenBank genome assembly.